Molecule: messenger RNA, 1545 nt
Organism: Macadamia integrifolia
Lineage: Eukaryota; Viridiplantae; Streptophyta; Magnoliopsida; Proteales; Proteaceae
Product: bZIP transcription factor 12-like
Exons: 4
Coding region: 257-1135 (292 amino acids)
Biological process (GO): positive regulation of DNA-templated transcription
Cellular component (GO): nucleus
Molecular function (GO): DNA-binding transcription factor activity
Source: RefSeq, a predicted model, not a curated record
AAAAAAAAAAAACUGAAAAAUUUUAAGCUUCAAAACUUCCUCCGCCCUUUCUCAUUUUAAGACCGCCCCCACCCCCAAAACUACUCUCCGAGGACUCCACCUACCAGUGUCUGGUAUCUUUCUCUCUCGCUCUUACUAUUCAACUUCAAACCGUUCGCGAGACUCACGCGCUCAGACGCGACGGAGAUGGAGAUUGGCCGGUUUCAUCCAAGAGAGAGGUAAAAUAAAAUCUUGAAAACCCUAGAAAUCUGCGGAGAUGGCGUCGAAGGUAAUGGCGUCUUCGAGUUCGGCAAAUUCGGAUCUGACACGGCAGUCUUCUAUUUAUUCAUUGACAGUGUCUGAACUUCAGAACGAUCAGAGUAAGAAUUUUGGAUCUAUGAAUAUGGACGAGCUUUUUAAGAACAUAUACGGUGAUAAUCCGGUGGCGGCGGCCGAGAUCAUUCCUAACGCUGCCAACGGCGUCAGUAGUGGCGAUGGUGAAUCGAACGGUGGGAUAAUGAGUGUCGGCAACAAGUCGGUCGAAGAAGUGUGGAAAGAUAUUGUUGCCCGUGCGGGAUGUGGUGACGUUGAUCAGAAACAUAGAGAUGUUGAUGUGGACCAAGCGUAUGAGGAGAUGACUUUGGAGGAUUUUCUGGCGAAAGCUGGAGCUGUUAGAGAGGAAGAUGUGAGGGUUACGCAGGUUGCGGGGCCAGCGCAAGGUGCUUUUCCUGUUGAUUCAAUGUUGAAUGAUCGAUUUCAGCAACUGCAGCAGCAACAGGGUUCACAGCAACGACCGCAGCCGCCACAGAUCGAUGGAUCGGUUCCUGUGUUUCGUAAUGGAGUGGAGAGAACAGGAGUAGGAAGGGGGAAGAGGCGAGUGGUGGAGGAGCCGGUUGAUAAGGUUACUCAGCAGAGACAGAGGAGGAUGAUUAAGAACAGAGAGUCUGCGGCUAGAUCGAGAGAACGGAAACAGGCCUACACGGUUGAGCUUGAGUCCCUGGUAUCACAACUGGAAGAGGAGAACGCUAAACUUUCGAGAGAGCUGGAAGAAGAGAAAAAGAAAAGGAUUAAGCAGCUCAUGGAAAAUGUGAUCCCAGUAGUGGACAAGCGUAGACCCCCAUUUGGUCUUCGGAGAGUCCUGUCAAUGCAGUGGUAGGAACGGUCAGGUAUUAAGGUAUAUAGAAUGGCACUUCGAAGGUAUAGGAGGUUAAAUACCUGUGAGAAAGCAACAAUUUUCUUUACUAGAAAAUAUCUUACGUUUCAGGUAUUUCCUCCAUUGUGUAUAAAGAGAUACUGAGGGUGUUCAAUAUGAGAUUUGGAAGGCAAUUUCACUGAUGCUGGACUGAGGUGUUCUUUUCAUUCCCAUUGUGCAUUGUUCCAAAGAUAUACUAACAUAAAAGGGCUGUCUAGUUUGUAGGGGUGAAAGGUGAAUAGACCAUUUCAGUCACAGAAACCUGUUUCCCCAUUUGUUACUGUGAGGGGAAGCAGUUCAGUAUGGACUAAUAGAUUCUUUAUAUGUAUUAUUAAUAUAAAUAAUAUGGUUAGUUUAAAAAUAAUUUCAGUUUA